Messenger RNA from Solanum lycopersicum (tomato), 1296 nucleotides. RefSeq lists its product as uncharacterized. Lineage: Eukaryota; Viridiplantae; Streptophyta; Magnoliopsida; Solanales; Solanaceae. The record is from RefSeq and is a predicted model, not a curated record.
AUGUCGAAUCCUCCCCCGAGAAAUUUGGAUUAUUCUCAACAUUGUGCAUAUUGUUCUAAUGCCCCAGGGCACAACAUAGAGAGAUGUUGGUAUUUGAAAAGGGUCAUUCAGGAUUUGAUCGAUUCUAAUCGAAUUAUAGUUAAAAGUCUGAGUGUACCCAACAUCAAUCAAAAUCCAUUACUAAGGCAUACUGAAACAAACAUGCUAGAAAUGAUAAAGGGUCAUGAAGAGUUUGCAUCUCUGUAUAAGCCAAUCCUUAGGGUUGGAACUGGCAUUGAGAAGUCAGCAAAUGUUGCUGAUUUAACAAAAAUGAUGCCUUUAGGGGCGGAAAGUGUGUUAGUAAAGUUGAGUCCAUCAAACACACCCAUCUUAACUGUGAAAGGAGCCCUUGAAAAUGUUUGGGCAAGUCUGAGUAAGGCAAUAUUGUUGGUUCCAAAAAGGCCAAACAAACCUAUCUUGAUCGUGCAAGGGGCCCAUAUUCCUCCUGUGAAUAUCAGGCCUGUAUCCCAGCUCCCAAUGACUAACCCCAAAGCUGUUCCUUGGAAUUAUGAACCUACUGUCGUGACAUACAAGGGAAAAGAAGUUGCUGAAGAAAUAGAUGAAGUGGGAGGAAUAACCCGUUCAGGAAGAUGUUAUGUACCGAUGGAAUUAAGGAAAACUAAAAAUGACCAAAUACAAAUAAAAAGUCCAAUCACUGAAGGAGAGGCAGGGGAAUUCCUAAGGAAGAUGAAACUAUCAGACUACUCCGUGGUGGAACAAUUAAGAAAAACUCCAGCCCAAAUAUCUUUGUUGUCUUUGCUAAUACAUUCUGAUGAACAUCGUAAGGCUAUAAUGAAAAUUUUGAAUGAAGCACAUGUUCCUAGUAAAGUUACAGUGAGUCAGUUAGAGAAAAUUGUUGGGAGAAUAUUUGAGGUAAACCGCAUCACCUUUUCAGAUGAUGAACUACCCAAAGAAGGUACAGGACAUAACCAAGGCCUACAUAUCACUGUAAAGUGUGAGCUUUCACAUGUCACUCGAGUUCUAAUUGAUGGAGGAUCUGGAGCAAAUAUUUGUCCUUUAUCAACUCUACAGAAAUUGAAUGUUAGUGCUGAAAGGGUCCGACCCAAUAAUAUAUGUGUUAGAGCUUUUGAUGGGUCAAAAACAGAUGUUAUUGGUGAGAUAGAGCUCGUACUAACCAUAGGGCCUGUGGAUUUCGCCGUGAAUUUUCAAGUAUUGGAUAUCAACACGUCCUACAAUUUAUUGUUGGGGAGGCCAUGCGUGCAUAGGGCUGGAGCAGUCCCCUCAACAUUGCAUUAA